AUGAAGCUGACCACCCACAUCUACCUGGACUUGCUGGGAGUGGUGGAGCUGAUUGAAAAUAUCACGACCGUCGUGAAGGACAGGCUGGGGCUGGACAAACGCCGCAGCCAUGCGGAGCUGGCGGGCAAGACGGCCAUAGUCACAGGCGGCAACGCCGGGGUGGGCUACUCGACAGCGGAGGCCCUGGUGCGGCAUGGCGCCAACGUUGUGCUGGCCUGCCGCUCCGCCGACCGAGGCCGGGCCGCGGCAGAGCACCUGGCUGCUGCCAGCGGCGGCGCAGCCUCCUCCAGCACGCCCAGCGUGGAUGUGGAGCUGCUGGAUCUCGCCUCCCUGGCCAGCGUGCGGGAGUUUGUGCGGCGCUGGGCUGCCAGCGGCCGGCCCCUGGACCUCCUGAUCUGCAACGCGGGCAUCAUGUGCCCACCGGAGCGGGUGGAGACGCGCGACGGGUUUGAGCUGCAGUUCCAGGCGCGGCGGCACUGGGAGACCACGCUGCUCUGCUCGGGUGCAGCGUUGCCUGGGGCGGUGUCGCCUCGGCUGCCAAGUUGGGCAGCCUGGAUGGAUCUGAGCCGGCGGUGCUCCCGCUGCCUGGCCCCUGAGCAGAGCAACUACCUGUCCCACUUCCUGCUGGCCAACGCGCUGGUGCAGCACCACCAGCAGCAGCGGCGGCGGCGCAAGGGGCGAGGCGGCGGGCCGCUGCGGGUGCUCUUCCUCACCUCCAUGACCCACUUUGGCGCCGACCUGGCGUCUGACCUGGCAGACGUGCCGUACUGCCGCAACCAAAAGUGGCACUCCUUCCAGGCGUAUGCCAACAGCAAGAUGUGCACCCUGCUGGCUGCCAAGCACAUGGACAGCCUGUUUGCCAGGGAUGCGCGGCAGGACGCUGCCUGCGGUGCGGCGAGCCGGCGCGAUGCGGCGGUGGCGGUCCACCCAGGCCUGGUCGACACCUUCCUGGCGCGCGGCUACUUCAAGCAGACUGCGCCCCGCCUGCUGCGCCCGCUCACCGACCCCUUCUUCGACCACGUCUUCUGCCCUUACCUGCUGCGGAGCCCCGAGGCCGCAGCCGAGACUGUGCUGUAUGCCGCCGCCGCGCCGGCGGAGGAGGUGGGCGGGCGCUACUGCGGCACCGCACCUCGCGUGGGCGACUGCUCCAAGGCUGCUGAAGACCCAGCGCUGGCGCAGUGGGUGUGGAGCCUCGCCGCACACCUGUGCCAGCUGGGUCCCGACGAGCUGGUGGCGUGA
Molecule: messenger RNA, 1239 nt
Organism: Chlorella variabilis
Lineage: Eukaryota; Viridiplantae; Chlorophyta; Trebouxiophyceae; Chlorellales; Chlorellaceae
Exons: 5
Coding region: 1-1239 (412 amino acids)
Source: RefSeq, a predicted model, not a curated record